AUGGCCGUAGACCUCGAUGAUGACCCUGACAACAUUCCUGACAUUUUGUAUGAUCGCCAUGAAAAGUUGAAUGUCAGGGAGCCAAGAAAACGUGACUCUCAGGUUGCUUAUUUUGAUAAUAAAACCGAGCAUGAAUUUUUAUCAAACAAAACGGCGAGUACUUUAAUACACCAGGGGGCUGUUCUCCCUGAUGUCCCUCGACAUGGCGAUUACCUAAACAUCAAUAGAAAGAAUGGGAGGCGAUAUUUCCUACGCUUUGAAUCUGAGGAAUCUUUAUGCUACAUUCCUGAUACAGAUCGCAUUGCCGUAAAUAUUUGGAAAAAUGAUGAAAUAGGCCAUGUUUGUUCCUCUGAAGCAGUUCAGCAUCCGCUCAACGUCCCUUCUGAUCGAAGUAUUAAAACAGCUCCUUCUAGUCAUCCUGGAGAAGAUUUAUGGUCUGCGGUUUAUCGUCCGCAGCGUUAUUUUGAUCUGCUAUCCGAC
Molecule: messenger RNA, 480 nt
Organism: Protopolystoma xenopodis
Lineage: Eukaryota; Metazoa; Platyhelminthes; Monogenea; Polystomatidea; Polystomatidae
Source: the annotation of a GenBank genome assembly